AUGGCCGUCACCCCAAUCGCCCGACAUGGCCGUCCCCCAGUCCAUAUCCGUCAGGGAUUUGCGGCCUCAUUUUCAAUCCCAAUCCCAAUCCAUCGACAUGCCCCCUCGAGCUCGAGCACUCGAGCAGUCAUACAUAAACCCAAUCGGUCUCCACGCCUCGCGCUGACGGCCACCGGCUUCAGAAUGCUGCCGUUUGCUACUCUUUAUUCAACUGGGAACCUCGUCCGACGUGACAGCGACAUCCUCCUCAGUCCUCCGCGGGAACGGGAACUCGAUGAGCCGCUCCUCGCAGUCCAAAUCGGCGGAAUUGUAGGAGCAUACGUGAUCUUCGUCGCUAUCAUCCUAACCCUACUUCUUGUCGUCGGCCGCCGUCUUCGCAGGACAGUCCAGUCGUCCAACUAUACCCUCCAGGUCGAAAUGAUGAAGCCCAAGCACCCACCCAUCUCGACAACCGCCGCAGCCACCAAAUCCAAUGCCGCGUUCAACUCGAUCGACCCUAGCCCCGUCAGCCCGACCAACAAGUCGCACGGGUUCAGGUCCUGGACGAGCUUGACCAAGGCCGGCGGCCAGUCGCACUCUCGCUCCAACAAUAACAGCGUGGGCACUAUCGACCACAACUCCGUCGUAGCCGCCGACCGGCGCAGAAACCAGGACCAGAUGGAGAUGCUCUAUGCCGCUGUCAUGGAGCACGACGAGCGCCGCGCUGCUGCAAAUGCUAGUUCGCCGGUGAGUCCAACAGACGACGUCAGUCUGAAGGACCUCUCUCCACGCUCUCCAUCGAGCUACCAGAACCCUUUCUCGGACUACGCUGCUAGAGACUAUGCGUCCAAAAUCCCGGAGGAGAAACCGCUUCCCCCAAUGCCACAGCCACACCACCAGUAUCCCGCCCCCGCCGUGACGACCGCUCCACCACCGACCAGCCCAGGCGGCCGCUCAACAACGUCCCGCCUCUCGCGCAUCUCGAACCUCUCCCUCUUCCACUCGAACCGCGAUGCCUCGCAAUCUCACUCCCACUCGCAUUCAAACUCCUCCAGCAGCAGAAUCCGCUCCCCACGCCUACCAGGCCGCAAACACGCCCAACCCCUCGGCAUAAACAUCUCGUCCCCACUGGCCUCGCCAACCCCCACCUCCCCACACUCCGACCAAAUCCCGCUCUCCCCGCGCUUCUAUAACCCCGCGCCCCCGCCCCUCCCGCCAAAGGCCGGUGCACCGAUAACCCGCAUCGCGACAAACAACACCACGACCUCGCAAUCGCAUCGAACCCCCGCGCCCCCUCCAUUGAACCUCCAAGCCGCAACCCCCACAAGCGCGAAGGCCGGACGGAGCAGUUCCUCCCUCCCCUUCCGCGAAGCAUACCCACAACUUCUAUCUGCACCGCCCACGAAAACAACUAUCCUUGAGCGGCCCGAGAAACAGGCUAAUGGGCCGCGGACGGGUCUUCCGACGCCGUAUAGCCCGUACAUGCCGUUUACGCCGCUGACGCCGCUAACGCCCAGUCGGAUUGUGACGAAGAAGCAGCGGAAGAGGCAGGGGAAGGAGAAUGGGCUUAGGGCGCUGAAUGAGGAAGAUGCGGUGAGAGGUGAAGAUGAAAUGUGGGGGUAUUAG
Molecule: messenger RNA, 1605 nt
Organism: Aspergillus mulundensis
Lineage: Eukaryota; Fungi; Ascomycota; Eurotiomycetes; Eurotiales; Aspergillaceae
Exons: 1
Coding region: 1-1605 (534 amino acids)
Source: RefSeq, a predicted model, not a curated record